Orbicella faveolata is the source of this 1378-nucleotide messenger RNA. RefSeq lists its product as uncharacterized. NCBI's taxonomy places the organism in Eukaryota, Metazoa, Cnidaria, Anthozoa, Scleractinia, Merulinidae. Gene Ontology annotation, molecular function: DNA binding. Gene Ontology annotation, cellular component: nucleosome. The record is from RefSeq and is a predicted model, not a curated record. Gene Ontology annotation, biological process: nucleosome assembly.
UUGUAUCCGAUCUGAAAAAGUUUGCAUGUGGUCUGUGGAGAAAUAUUGUGGUUUAAACAAGAAUUUGAUGUGGGUUUUAUUUCGACUAUUGUAGGUUUGGUUUCGAGCGUGACACGUUUUUCUACAGUCACACACUACCUGGAUUGCGUGACAAAUUGGUAAUAGUCAUUCGUGACGUCACGGAGACGUCACUAAAUAUUUGUUUCAAAGUUUCACUACUUGUCUACAAACUCACCUAAUUGGUAAUGUGCAUUCGUGACGUUGCCAUGACGUCAGUAAUUAUUGAUUAAAUUAGCCUAAUGACUUGUUUACGAACUCGCGUUAAUUAGUUAAUUGGCAAUUAUGUCUAUGACGUGUACCCCACGAAUUAAGUCAUUUGCCACUUGCCACCGAACUGUCCAGACGUACUUUUUUUAGCUCCGUCGAAAAAUUCACCAGAACAGUUCUAAAAUGGCCAAAGCUCGCCGAGGUGCCAGGAAAGCAGUGGUAGCCAAGAAGAAGAGGGCCGCACGCAGGAAGGGAGGAAAAAAGCCCGCCCUUACCAGACAGGCGGUGGUCAAAGCCAUCGCUGCGCUGAAAGACCGCAAGGGAUCAAGCGCCAAAGCGAUCUUGGCCUACCUUACAUCGCAGCCUGGAACGAAAAGUGUUACUGCUCUGCAAUUGAGGCUCGCCUUGGCACGCGGAGUGAAAUCGCAAGCCCUCGUCAAAAGUGGCACUUCGUUUAAACUCAAAGUAAAGAGAUCUCGAUCCCGCUCACGAUCACGCUCACGAUCACGCUCAAGGUCACGCUCCAAGACACGCUCCCGAUCUCGUUCCCGCUCAAAAUCAAAGAGUCCGGGCAGGAAAUCGGUGAAGAAAGUCACCAAGAAGGCCAAAGCAAAAGCGAGCAAAGCAAAAAAGGCCACCAAGAGACGUAAGGCCAGACGUGGCAAAUCUGCGGCCAAGAAGCGCGCUGUAAAGAAAUACUACAAAGGCACUCGUAAGGCAAAGAGAGCCGCGCCCAAGAAGGCACGCAGAGUCCGCAGGAGGCGUCGAUCGGCGCGCAAGUGAACUAUUGACUGUAUAAAGGACUGUGAUUUCGUUCUUUUUCCCUCUGUAGAUACAACAUUGUGACUUUAGAUCUCUAGAACGCUCUUCAAAGAGAACAAAGGACUUGACGCGCUGAAUGAGUUUUAGUAAGCGAAGCUAGCAGGAAUGUUUUUUUACUCGAAAGGAUUGUGACACAGGACGACUUUGAAUAAAACAAAUAAAGCCAAAGAUAUGUUGUCUGUUUUCUAUCAUCAGGGGCUAAUGGCAAUCGAAAGCAAAUAUAAAGUUCCGAGUUUUGGAGGUGAAGGAACUAGGUUUUUAAGACGCGAGAGCAACAAAUCGGUUAAUU